This is a messenger RNA of Betta splendens (Siamese fighting fish), 3300 nucleotides long. RefSeq names its product SprT-like N-terminal domain (gene sprtn). Gene Ontology annotation, biological process: DNA repair. The record is from RefSeq and is a predicted model, not a curated record. Lineage: Eukaryota; Metazoa; Chordata; Actinopteri; Anabantiformes; Osphronemidae. The transcript is spliced from 5 exons. Gene Ontology annotation, molecular function: metalloendopeptidase activity; single-stranded DNA binding; polyubiquitin modification-dependent protein binding. Gene Ontology annotation, cellular component: nucleus. The coding region runs from base 731 to 2557 and encodes 608 amino acids.
AAACGGGUCAACACCCUGAAAUGUCACGUGAUUUACUUUCUGUAAUUUGUUUAAUAUUUUAAAGUGUAAUAUUUAUUUGUAUUAUAAAAUGCUAGUGCGUGGCAUUUUUUUGCAAUUUACCCAGUAAAUAAAAAAAACAUAUAACGUUGAUUGAGCACGAACCUAAUAUUGCGAAAACUGCAUAUCCCAGAGUUCAUUACUUGGACAACAAGCCAGCGUUUAGUCAAGUGUCUGGGAGUUACUCUAGCUUCGAGUGGUAGUUACACGUUAAUAAAAUGAAUUACAAUUUGAAUGUUAAAAUAAAAUAGCAGUAUUGUGGAGUGCAACAAUAAGUAUUAAAUAUUAUACUAGAAUUAGUACGAAAGAAUUGUACUUAAUUACUAAAACAAAUGUGCUUACGGUACUUUCUACCGCAGACGUGUUGGCCAUGCAAAAUUUUAUUUUGAAAUGUUAAAGGAAGUACUGGUGUCAUAUUUGGAUUAGCCUUAAAACACAUCCGGACCGUGUCUGUAGCAAAGAUAGGAGGUUGGUUUUUGUUGUAAUCAUGACAUAGGCAGUUUUUUUCUCACAUAGGAUCCCUACCCGACAGUUCUCAUCAGCCGUGAUGGUGUCACUUGCAAUUUAAAAGCCUUUUAGACGACGUUAGCUAGUUAGCGUUAGCAAGCUAACACGAACGCUAACCUAAGAUAGCAAGCUCGGCUUUUCCCCACUGUCUUUGCUCCAUUUUGACAUGGAUGAUGACUUCCUGCUCGCCAUUCAGCUCCAGGAGCAGUUUGACAACGAAUAUCAAACGUCCUUAUUUUCCUCGGACGGCUUGAACGAUAGCGGCUUCCCUCAGAACAGUAAGAAACGGAAGGUGGAGGUAACAGGAGGGGGCAGCGAUGUUGUUCCCCGCUGGAUGCCCACUGUUCAGCCCGAGAGGCCGCUCUCUAUCGUGGAUGAGACCUGGGAGAUGCUGGACCCCAGUCCCGAUGUCAGGGCCAUGUUUCUGGAGUUUAAUGACACGUUCUUCUGGGGAAAACUCAGCGGGGUUGAGGUGAAGUGGAGCCCCAGAAUGACACUGUGUGCUGGUCUGUGCUCUUACGAGGGUCGAGGUGGACUGUGUUCUAUCAGACUCAGUGAACCUCUGCUGAAGCUUAGACCCAGAAAAGACCUGGUGCAGACUCUCCUCCAUGAGAUGAUCCAUGCACUGCUGUUUGUGACUCAGAACAACAGAGACAGAGAUGGCCACGGACCUGAGUUCUGCAAGCAUAUGAACCGCAUCAACAAAGCCAGUGGGACGAACAUUACUAUCUACCACAGUUUCCACGAUGAGGUUGAUGUGUAUCGACAGCACUGGUGGCGAUGUAAUGGGCCCUGCCAGAGCCGCAAGCCCUACUUUGGAUUCGUAAAGAGGGCCAUGAACCGGGCUCCAUCUUCAUUGGACCCCUGGUGGGGUGACCACCAAAGGACAUGUGGUGGGACAUACACCAAGGUCAAGGAACCUGAAGGAUACAGCAAAAAAAGCCAGAAAGGUGAUCAACAGAAUGGGAAGAACUCAGGGAAGAAAGCCUCAGGGAAUGAGAAGAAGCCAAGUACAACCACAGGUUCUGGCUCACAGGAUAUAAGGAACAUUAUCCCAUUCAGUGGCAAAGGUUUCCUGCUUGGAGGAAAAUCUCAGUCUUCCACGUCGUCCUCCCCGACUCACAAACCUCUGGUGCCUCUGGCGAGUACGUCUUUUUCCAGCCCCAUCUCAUCACCCAAGAAACUCUUCACCCCUUCAUCCCCUGCUAAAGGAAUCACCUCUCCUGUACUCUCUGGCUUGAAUAGAUCGACAGAGAUCAGACCAACAUCUUCAGCUGGGCAGAAAGCGCCUGUAAAGUGGUCUGUUGCUAAUACACGUGUUUUUGUCAAUAUCAAUGGCUCACCUGUGAAAAUCUCUAAACCCCCCAGCAGCAUUUGUCAAGGAAGCGAUAAUAUCAAACAGAGAUCCAUUCAAAAUUUCUUUGGCAGUGCAGACCACAGAAAAUCAUUGAGUGAAUCCUCCAUUUUAAACACAGAGACUAAUAGAGACUCUGUGACAUCGCCAAAGAGCACUGUGAGUGCUACCUCUACUUAUUCUCUAUUUUCGCAACAAAAAAGGUCUUCCUCUCCUAGCACAUUGAACACCAGCAAAACCAGUCAGUCAGCAUAUCCACCUGUACUUCCAGCCAGAGGCAGCCCCGUUGAACCAACACAGUCCAGGUAUUUCACUGAUUCUAACAGUGCUGGUGGUGGUGUAGGCCAGAGGAAGAGAGCACGUGAUGACCACAGCAGCUCGUCCAGCAGCUCUAACUACUUUCAGAGGACAUCAAAUGGUGCCUCGGUAGCAUCAGUAAGCGCAAAAUAUCCAGCACUGCAGCAAAGAACUGCCUCCACCUCCUCAUCCACCUCUACAGCAUCUCCUCAUUCCCCUGCUGCACUGCAAAGUGUCACGUCUUCCUCCUCCUCGUCUGCAUUGAUGGUCAGCUGUCCUGUGUGCCAAGCAAAGGUGCAGGAGUCAAAGAUCAACGAGCAUCUUGAUUCCUGUCUCUCCUGAAGAAGGAGCAGGAUAAACGAACAAGUGCUGCAAUAAAACCAUCUACCAAAAGGUGAAGAGAAGGUUGGAAGAGCGUUCUGGAUGGAUGAUUCGGACAUUUAGUCAGAUUAAAUAGUUUUUUGUGUUUUAUCUGUGUUUUACCUCACUGGUUUUUAACCGUGACCAGGUUUAUCAGGUUUUACAGUUGAUGAAACAAAAUUCAAAUUGCUGGUUGGUACAAGUGUGUAUACAUUUACCAAUAACUAGGCAUUGUUGAUUUGGUGUCACUUUAAAUAUUUUACCAUUGUAUUACUUUGUACAACAUUCAGAUUGAAAAGCUGCUUUUUCUGAGAAAGAAGUUAUUUCUGCCUCAUCGGAGGAUGGAUGAGCUGAGAGUUCUGAGAGCAUAAUGUGCAUCCACUGCCCUUCAGACAGGAGGAGACUCUGCUUGAGGAGUCACAUUUCACCCUUGCACCUAUUUAUCUGUACACACUGCAGCUCUCUGCUGGGUCAGGCAGUGUAACAGUGUCUGAUUGUGCCUUAAUGAUACAGUCAUACUAAUGUGAAUCAGCAGCCAAAGCUGCUGAAGCUUUUACUCAUGUUUGACAUUUGUGUUGCAUUGUCAGAUGUUAAUUUACUACAAAAACUUCAGACCUAUUCAUGUGUAUUUGUAUAUAUUUGUGUUAUACAUGUAUGUGCUGUUUUAAAAGGCAUUGCCAAAACAUGUUCCAGUUCUGUUAACAAAUAAACUAGUUUUACUCUGA